AUGUCCACAGUCACGGACGACGUCGCGACGCUCUACGCCAAGAUUGCCGACUCCGAAGGCACCCGCCUGGCCGUCCACCCCAUGGAGCGCGAGCUCACCCUCCGCACCAUCCUUGCCCGCCUCCCCUCUCCCUCCGGCGCCGUCAUCGCCGACAUUGGCGGCGGCCCCGGCCGCAUCGCCUUCGCCCUCGCCGACGCCGGCCACCUCGUCGACCUCGUCGACCUCACCCCCACCCUCAUCUCCAUGGCCCAGCGCGAGCAAGAUCACCGCCGCGGCACCUCCCCCGCCGCCCCCCUCCUGCGCAGCAUCGCCGUCGGCAACGCCCUCCAUCCACCCUCGCCGGAGGCGGAGGGCGCGUACGACGCCGUGCUGCUCCUCGGCCCGCUAUACCACCUCCUUGAGGAGUCCGAGCGCCGCGAUGCCGUCUCCCACGCGCUGCGGCGCGUCCGCCCGCGCUCCGGCCUCGUCUUUUGCGCGUUCGUCAGCGUCGCCGCGCACCUGCGCGACGUCGCCGUGCGGGACCCGGGGAAGCUCCUCCGCGGGGGCGACUUUUACCAUAAAUACCUCCGCACGGGCAGGUAUGAGUCCUUCAAGGAGGCGCUCGGCGUCACCGCGCAGGGCUACCACACGUGUGCGGCCGACGCCCGCGCGUUUCUGCAGAGUCACUUUGCCGGCGAGGCGGAGCUGGUCGAGAUGCGGUCCACUGAAGGCAUCCUGGGAGGCGGCCUCGAUGCCAAGCUCGAGGAGGCCGGGCCCGAGGUUGUCCAGGCCUGGGCCGACCUCAUGUACCAAGAGUACUCGACCAAGGAAGAGUUUCUUGGCUGCGCCGACCACCUCAUCGCUAUCCUCCGUCGAAAGUGA
Molecule: messenger RNA, 861 nt
Organism: Cordyceps fumosorosea ARSEF 2679
Lineage: Eukaryota; Fungi; Ascomycota; Sordariomycetes; Hypocreales; Cordycipitaceae
Product: Methyltransferase type 11
Exons: 2
Coding region: 1-861 (286 amino acids)
Source: RefSeq, a predicted model, not a curated record